Molecule: messenger RNA, 1020 nt
Organism: Ascochyta rabiei
Lineage: Eukaryota; Fungi; Ascomycota; Dothideomycetes; Pleosporales; Didymellaceae
Exons: 2
Coding region: 1-1020 (339 amino acids)
Source: RefSeq, a predicted model, not a curated record
AUGCUGCGUUCCCGCAAGAAAAUUGAGUUCGCGGUGGUAGCGGUGUUCGUGCUCUGCGCAUGGCUCCUCUUUGACGCCCACUUCAACGAUAUCCGAGAGGAAUCUGUCAAGGCUAGCGUUGCUGAUAAGCCAUGGCGAAAAGAGGCAACAGAAACAGAAGAAGAGCAAAAGACACUUGAGCAGGAGAUUGCGCAUGGCGGCACGAGAGAAGGACCACCAUCGACAUCUACCACCCCUCAACAUACAAGCACACUGACGCAAAGUACUACGGUCGCGACACCUAUCCCAUCGCUACCUGACCGCGUCGUAGUAAUGGCAAAACUUCCUACAGACGACACACGCUGGGUACAUACCGACCUGCAAGACUGGCAAUCAGCCAUUUACGACAUUGAUACCGAAACUCCGCACAACAUAUCAACCCUGGAUCCGCUCACUAACAGCACUCUACGUACCCUCCGGAACAAAGGAAUGGAAGCAAAUGCAUACCUCGCAUACAUCGUGCAGAAUUACGAUGACCUCCCUUCAACGAUCGCAUUCAUUCACCCGCACAGAGACGGCUACCCGAUCGCCUGGCACACCGACAACAACGAACAUUCCAACGUAGUUUCUCUGCAAACCCUUAACACCGACUUCAUCCAAAGCAAUGGGUACGCGAAUUUGCGUUGCGUUCACAGUCCUGGCUGUCCGGAUGAAGUGAUGCCGUUCCGAAACCCGCCCGAGGAUCAUCGAACAAUCGAAGCAGCGAUGCCAGAUGCGUGGCGAGACCUGUUCAACAAUACGGACGUUCCACACGUACUAGCGACCGCCUGCUGUGCGCAGUUUGCUGUGUCGAGUAAGCAAGUGCAGAAGCGGCCGCUGGACGUAUACAAAAAGUACUACACGUGGUUGAUGGAGACUCCGCUAAAGGAUGAGACAAGUGGGCGGGUGUUUGAAUAUCUUUGGCACGUUUUAUUUGGUCAAGACCCCGUUUACUGUCCCGCAUACGAGAAGUGUUAUUGUGAUGUGUAUAACAGGUGUUGA